Messenger RNA from Staurois parvus, 348 nucleotides. NCBI's taxonomy places the organism in Eukaryota, Metazoa, Chordata, Amphibia, Anura, Ranidae. The record is from the annotation of a GenBank genome assembly.
AAUAAGUUAAUUCGUGACAUUUCCUCGCUACUAAAUAAUCCACGGUCAACUGUUAGUGGUAUUAUAACAAAGUGGAAGCAACUGGGAACAACAGCAACUCAGCCACGAAGUGGUAGGCCACGUAAAAUGAUAGAGUGGGGUCAACACAUGCUGAAGAGCACAGUGUGCAGAAAUCGCCAACUGUCUGCGGGGUCAUUAGCUAAAGACCUCCAAACUUUGUGUGGCCUUCAGAGAGCUUUAUGGAAUGGGUUUCCAUGGCUAAGCAGCUGCAUCCCAAGCUUUGCAUUACUAAGUGCAAUGCAAAAAGUCAGAUACAGUGGUGUAAAGCACGUAGCCACUGGACUCUAG